AUGAUGAUUUUCCCAUCGCCAGGUUGCGAGGAAGCGAGGGUGAUCAACCUUCAGAUAGUCCCAAGUGAAGUGUAUGGUGAAACAGUCGAAGUAGGUGAGCGGUUGUCAAUGAGGACGCCAGUAGUGGCGACGACAGUAUCUGAAGUGAGCGAGCUGUCGGAAGUUGGAGAUAAAACAACGGACGUCCCGAUAGUGUCGAAGAUGGUUUUCCUGGAGUUAAUGGAGGACAUUCCAAAAGUGGAACUCGAGGAUGAUGUCUUUUCGGACUUGCCAAUUACCGAAGAAUUGGACCUCGAACCCGCAGUCUAUGUUCAUGAAGGGAGCGAAACAUUAUCACAACUCAGGGAACAGCUCGCAUUGCUUCCGGACAUCGAAGAAUUAUCCCCGAAGUGUGAUAUCGAUUCGGCCGACGUUGGUGAACCUAGCAUGAGCACUCCAGAAGACGAGCGAAGAUUGCGAGGGAUUCUGAAAUAUCAUCGAGCCAUCUUUCUGGGAGAUGGGAAUGCGGUUCCAGCUCCGGCGCGAGGUGUCACCUGUGAUUUGGAUGUUGGAGAAGCGAACCCUGUCGCUCAACGCCCCCGAUCUGUGGCACCACAUUUAUCGAUCAAAGUGUAUGAACUGCUGAAGAAGCUUCUGGAGACCCGGCUCAUCGAACAUUCAGAAUCACCGUGGGCAUCACCUACUGUGAUUGGCCUCAAGAAAAAUGGCGUGGACAUUCGAAUGUGUGUCGACUACCGAAUUGUCAAUAGAUUCAUCACUUUGUCCAAUUACCCAUUGCCGCUAAUAGACGACCUGCUGGUUGGGUUCGAGGAUGUC
Phytophthora megakarya is the source of this 816-nucleotide messenger RNA. The record is from the annotation of a GenBank genome assembly. Lineage: Eukaryota; Oomycota; Peronosporomycetes; Peronosporales; Peronosporaceae.